AUGUUUCUCCUUAACUUAGAAAACCUGCUUUUUGUUUCCGGGCCACAACAGACUCUGAAGACAGGCCUUCUUGUUUUUCUUGGACCAUUCAAGCAACAAGCAACAGCAUCACUUGAUUUCCAGGCUUUCAGGUACAUGUUCAGAUGGAGUUUUAUUUCAUUCUUUAAAAAGAAAAACACAUUGAGCUACGCUAAAGACAUCAGCCCAUGUCUAGAAAUUGUAAUAGUAUUCACAGUGUAACAUAAUUUAUAUUACACACCAGAGAGUUUUAGAUGUGAUAUUCUGUCAUUAAGACAUUACUAAUUUAUUCUUACAUCAACUUUGUGAGUGCAGGCAUUGGGAUCAAUUCAUCUAUUUUUCUUUGUGACAUUUUCUAGCUGCAGAUCUAUAAAUCUGCAGCAGAUUAGUGUAAAACAUCUUUUCUAAAUUGACAAAGAGAACCAGACUAUACACCUGUGUAUUUUGACUGCCCCCAUGCAUCAUGAAAUUACGACAGCUCUUUGAGAUUUCAGUUUAAAAACCAAAGUAACUUGACAAGCGAGUACUCCAGCCGUAUAACUGGAGUCAUACAACUCAAGCAACAACUUGAUUGAGAAACUCUCACUUGUGCUGGAGACCCGUAAGAUCUAAACUUCGACCCAAACAAUGACUUUGUGUACUUUGAAAAGGAGAUACUAAAUGACAGCUCAGUGCUUUCAUGUGAAUUUGGAAUAAAGUCCCUAAGCUAGCGCUCAACACCUGCUAGUCUAGAAGAUAAGCGACUGUCUGCUCUGAAAGCCUGCAGACACCACAGUCAUCAGUGCAAUCCUUUUACUCUGGCACAAAACUCACUGCAGGUGAAUGACACUGAGGAAAAGCUGCUGCUGUGACUUUUCUGAAGCGUUAACUUGAAGUGGAUAACUAUCAAAGCUCUCCAUCCCACAAGAAAAAUUCACAGACUGCAUCUUCUUCAGAGUACAUAUUUCCAAAUAACUUCAGUUCUUUAUAUAGACUACACGAGGUCAUAUAUGAUGAAGAUAAAAGGCUAUUGUGAGUUUUAAUGUCCAUUGGCAUCAGUGUGACUAACUGAGAGGUGUUGUGCUGUUCUGUCGUUUAAUCGGUUUUAUUCCUCUGUAUACAUGCACAGAACAAUAUGUUCUGACCUCUUCAUCCAGAGUGCCUGUGUGCUCAUAUUUACAGCUCAUGUCCAUCGCUGUCGGGGCCUGCCUUUGCAACGCGUGUGUAAAAACUGUCCCCGAGAGUGUGUGUGUGUGUGUGUGUGUGUCCUGACCUCUCCUGGCCUCUCUCCUCCAGCCCUCCUUUGAGAGUGUGUGUGAUAUACGGAGCUCUAAUUGUCAGGUCUGGCCCCCACAUUCCUCUCCUCCGCCUGCCUACCAACACCGUGUCACUUUAACAACCGCGAAUUAUCACUGCGAUGGAGAUCUCGGCUUCACGGUGGCUCUAUGAGAAUAUAGAUAUGUUUCCUUCAAUAAAUCCCCCCACUCCAACCACACACACACACACACUCCCACCUCGCUACCUUUCCCUCCCUCCUCCCUCACAUUCACUGCGUCUUGACUGACAUUUUUACCACAACAUUAUUGCGUCUGGCUCACGACUGGAGAGUCACGGCUGCACCAAAUGUGGCUAAAGUAUCCAACUAAAAGGGGGAUGAGAUGAAUCCGGCCCUUCGCUGUCAUUUGACCGAGGUUAUUGAUUCUCGCAGGGCUGAGCAGGAUCUCAGUGGCUUCCCCAUAAAGCUGGCGUCCACGAUGACAGCAGACAGGAGAAGAGGAUGGGCCGUAAAGUGGCUAGGUAAUACACGUUCAUGUCUGCUUACCAAGGAAAGUUUCUUCGAUUAACAUCUGCUCUUACUUAAUCUCUCCUCAGGUUUCAAGCAACUUCAUUUUGGACAAAUGGAUGCAGUCCCUUUUUUAAGUGUAUCCAAAGAGGAUGUGUUUGCAUGCUCUGCUUUCAUUCGUUUCCUGGCUGUGAAGUGA
Molecule: messenger RNA, 1979 nt
Organism: Xyrichtys novacula (pearly razorfish)
Lineage: Eukaryota; Metazoa; Chordata; Actinopteri; Labriformes; Labridae
Source: the annotation of a GenBank genome assembly